AUCAAGCCUGCACUUCGAGAACAAAUGCAACGGUCGACACUAUCAACUUUCCCGACAUCCAAACGAACAUUCACAAUGGGUGAGCCUAGUUUGCCUGAUUUCAUGAUAUCUCGAGUGCCUACGGCCAACAAUUGGGAGAAUACUAUACCGGCAUACCAAGAUCAAGAUGAGAAAAGCGGUUUUCACCGUCUAUGUCGCUUCUCCCCACAUCGCUACUCAACAAGUGAAUUGACUGCCUUUGACCUGAAGCCUCCGCCACCAACAAAAUCUGAUCCUCAUUGCGAAAUCGUCGCCGAACGCCUUUUCUCAGCGGAUCACUUACAGGUCAUCCUCAAAGAUCCAGCAUAUUUUCAACGCUUUCGAGGAUUUCUCGCUAAAUAUCAACCACAAUCCGUUCCAACUUUGACUCACUAUCUCGAAUCCCAGAAAGCAUUGACAGCCAUACGAUAUGCCAAUGCUAUAGCCGGACAGCUAUCUUCGUUUUCGUGGAACUCUUCGGAUAUUCCCAGUCCUGGGGCCGCGGGAAUGAUCGAUAAACAAUUUGAGGCGUCUUCAAAAAACGCUCUGGACGAACUUGUCGCUGAUGCAUUACCCACGUUCAUCACUCAUCGCGUAGUAACAUUGGUCACGGAAUGUCUUGUGAAGGAGAUUACAGGCAGUAGCACCCCUCUCAUGCGGGAGUUUAUUCACGGUCUCGCAGAGGUGUACUGUUUGACCGACGCUAGGCAACCAGACAAUCCCACUGUCUUUGCAUCGGAAGAAUUUUACAGUACUACGCAGUACGGUCGCGAAUACGUCAUUGGGAAGAACUGUCGCUUCCUCCAAGGGCCAAAGACUCAAAAAGCAGCACUGAAGAGAAUAGCAGAUGCUAUACACAAUGGGCAAGAAGCCAACGAGAUUUUAUUGAACUAUCGUCGGGACGGAAGCCCAUUUUUGAAUUUGCUCAUGGUUUCGCCGUUAAUGGAUUCGCGGGGCCAGGUUCGUUAUUAUAUCGGUGCCCACGUCGAUGUCAGUCACUUGCUCGAGGCAGGGAGGGGACUCGAUUCUUUCCGGCAACUCCUCGAUCUUGACACCGAUACUUUAGGUACACCCACUCGCUCGGGGUCGCAUAUUGACCAGAAAAGAUCCCUGUCGCUUCUCCAUGAUCUGAGCAGUCUGUUAAACGAAGAUGAAGCAGAUACUGUGAAAACACGGGAGCGCGAAACACAUAUGUAUGGGUUCGGUCGACCAGAAUCUAUGAUUUCUAUUCCAGGACGGGUUGCUAGCGACAGCCGGCGAUUCGUUGGCAUGGAGGAAAACGAGGAAACACAUUGGUCGUCGGGCGACAUUGGUACGGGCAGAAGAGUACCAGGCGUUUAUCAAAAUUACAUUCUCGUUCGACCAUACCCUUCCCUUCGUAUAACCUUUACUUCACCAUCGCUGCGUAUUCCCGGCCUUUGCCAGUCUAAGCUCAUGGACAGGAUUGGUGGCCCCCAGCAUGUCCGCGAAGGCGUUCUUCGAGCACUCGCCCAAGGAAUCGGUGUCACAGCGAAAAUAUCUUGGCUGACUCAAACUCAACGCUCUACUCCUACCCCCAAUUUCCCUAUGACAGAAGAAGACGCCUCGAUACGCACAGAAGAGUCUGAGUCGCUUUAUGAGGGACGACCCCGUUGCAUACAUUGUACACCCCUCAUGGGGUCUGACAUGAAACCGGGAGUUAUAAUGAUAGUCAUGGUGGAUAAAGAAGAGAUCACGGGAACCCUUGCACCUCCUAGUGCAUCACCCUUACGCCCUGUGCGUAGCCGCCAGAGGCUCCCUCGCCGCCCUUCCGAACGACCCUCGAACGACACCUGGCCUGUACGUAACGCUGAGAUAGUACCACUUGCUGCCGAAAUAUCGGCGACUACUGCGAGUAAAAAUCCGUAUGCCGGGUGUUUGAUGAAAGAAGCCAGUGGGAUGCCAGCUGCAGAAGCGGACGCCAUUCCGGGAAUUGAAACUACAGCAAACUCUACGCGGCACACCACAGCAUCAACGAAUGAAACCAAAUCGACGCGCAGUACCUUGACGCGUAGACGCAAAAGUUCAGGGUCUUUCUGCUCUAGAGGCAACGGUCUGCAAGUGACGAGCGGGCAUGCUACCAAUGCUGCUGCGCCAAGAGAAGGAAUGAGUGGAAUGAGCUUGAUGGUCAAUGAGCGAGAUAGUAGAGACGAAGGUACUUCGAUGCUUGACAGGGAUCAAACCCGAGAGAGUUAUCCAAGUGAAGAUUCUGCGAAAGAGUUCGUCUUCACUGGGGUGGGGGUGGUUCCACCAGAGAGGGUGGAAAGCAAAAAGAUCAGGACUUUUGAAGCGCUGCUCAAAAGGCACAAGAAGUCUCCUUGA
Molecule: messenger RNA, 2358 nt
Organism: Periconia digitata
Lineage: Eukaryota; Fungi; Ascomycota; Dothideomycetes; Pleosporales; Periconiaceae
Source: the annotation of a GenBank genome assembly